AGGAGCUAAAGGAUGUUAGCAGGCUUGUGGUAGUAGCUCAGCUCAGUGAUUCCGAUACAUUGAGGAGAAGCAGAGAGAGCUAAUGGUUUUUGCUAAGAUUUCGCUAGCGGGCGGAUCAAUAUAACUCUUCGAUCUGUUUUUGUUUCUUGGGAUUGCGAGAGCUUCUUUCGAAAUUGCAAUUUAGCGCAACACGAGUAGGAGAUACGUCGUACACGUUUAUAUAAAUACAGCUGGAAUGGUCUGGGUUGUUAAUAUAUAUAUUUUAUUAAAAUUUUAUUCUUAUUAUUAUUUUAAAUCGCAGGCCGAGGUGUUGGUAACAUUUCAUUAGCUCGCUAACGUUAGCACGCUCUCAAAAUAGCCAGCUAAUUGGAACAUUUUAGCAGGUCAUACAGUUUGACUUUGUUUCAUUGACCGACCGACCGACCGAGUGAAAUGGAGGAAUAAUAACAGAGGUUCGUCCUGGCUGAGGGUGAACAUGUCGGUCUUUAUUCGCGUUAGCCUUUUGAGCGCGGCAUUUAGCAACCUGGCUAAGUUAGUUAGCUAGCGCACUAGCUGAAGCGGGUUUUUUUUUCUUUUCCCUUUUUUUCUCUCUUUUUUUUUUAGCCGGAGCUAGUCAUGCUACCUGUGUGACAGCUUUCCUGGACACAGUGCACUCACGGUAGACUGGCGCACUCAUACAUUUACAGCCACAAACACGAACCAGAUCCACACCAAUGAUCGUGCAAGUUGAAGAGAAAUCCGAACGUCGACCGUUGAAAGACCCUGCUGAGGCACCAGGGCUUUUCUCCCAUACGUACAACUUCAAAGUUGGUUCAGUGUACUGUGGUUCGCAGAUGGACUCCUCUGCCAGGAUGAUAUGAGAUUUGCCAGAGGACGAUGCAUACAGGAGGAGAGACCUCAGCAUGCAAACCCUCGUCUGUCCGGCUUGCUCCCUCGUUUUCGUUCAAUGCGGCAGAUGUGCAGAUGGCUGCGCAGACGCCCCAUUCUCACCUGCCAUUCAGUGACGGCCACCAGGCGAGCGCUGACGCGCCGGCCCCCGUGCUGCCCUACGGCCCACAGGCGCCACAGCUCAACACCACCCAGGUGACCGCUGAUGUGGUGAUGUUACAAAGGCGGAUCCCCCAGUGCUUUCGGGAUCCGGCCACAGCCCCCUUGAGAAAGCUCUCCAUUGAAUUGAUCAAAACUUACAAACACAUCAAUGAGGUUUACUAUGCAAAAAAGAAGCGGCGGCAUCAACAGGGCCAAGGGGAAGACUCUAGUAAUAAGAAGGAGAGGAAAAUCUACAAUGACGGUUAUGAUGACGAUAACUUCGACUACAUUGUUAAAAAUGGCGAGAAAUGGUUGGAUCGCUAUGAAAUCGAUUCGUUAAUAGGCAAAGGCUCCUUUGGACAGGUUGUGAAGGCCUACGACCGCUUGGAGCAGGAGUGGGUUGCCAUUAAGAUCAUAAAGAAUAAAAAGGCUUUUCUGAACCAAGCACAGAUCGAAGUACGGCUCCUGGAGCUCAUGAACAAGCAUGAUACAGAGAUGAAGUACUACAUAGUUCACCUAAAGCGGCACUUCAUGUUUCGGAACCACCUCUGCCUGGUGUUCGAGAUGCUGUCUUACAACCUGUAUGACCUGCUUCGUAACACAAAUUUCCGUGGGGUGUCGCUGAACCUGACGCGGAAGUUCGCACAGCAGUUGUGCACCGCACUGCUCUUCUUGGCCACGCCUGAGCUCAGCAUCAUCCACUGUGACCUCAAGCCCGAGAACAUCCUGCUCUGCAACCCCAAGCGAUCAGCCAUCAAGAUCGUCGACUUUGGCAGCUCCUGCCAAUUGGGACAACGGAUAUACCAGUAUAUUCAGAGCCGCUUCUACCGCUCCCCUGAGGUGCUGCUGGGCAUGCCUUAUGACCUGGCUAUAGAUAUGUGGUCGCUUGGCUGUAUUCUGGUGGAGAUGCACACCGGAGAGCCUCUGUUCAGUGGAGCCAACGAGGUGGACCAAAUGAAUAAAAUAGUGGAAGUUUUGGGGGUCCCUCCCAGUCAUAUACUGGACCAGGCGCCAAAAGCAAGGAAGUUCUUUGAGAAGAUGUCUGAUAGCACGUGGUGUGCAAAGAAGACCAAAGAUGGAAAAAGGUAUAAGCCGGCAGGCUCACGUAAACUGCACAAUAUUCUGGGUGUGGAGGCUGGGGGGCCAGGCGGCCGGAGAGCGGGCGAGUCGGGCCAUGCUGUUGCCGACUACCUGAAAUUCAAGGACCUGAUCUUGCGGAUGCUGGACUAUGACCCGAAGAGCCGCAUUCAACCAUACUACGCGCUGCAGCACAGCUUCUUCAAGAAGACCGCCGAUGAGGGCACCAACACCAGCAGCAGUGUAUCCACAAGCCCAGCACUGGAGCAGUCUCAAUCCUCUGGAACCACGUCCAGCACCUCCUCUAGCUCAGGAGGUUCUUCUGGAACAAGCACCAGUGGGCGUGCCCGUUCUGAUCCCACUCAUCAGCAUCGGCUAAGUGGAGGCCACUUCAGUACUGCAGUAGGCAUGGACUGCCACAACCUCUGCCCUCAGGCAAGGCAGGCGUUUGGGCCCUCCCUGGGUUGGGUGGGUGGAGACGGGCUCCAGCAGGCAGCUGGAGAGACUCAUCCAGUCCAAGAGACCACGUUCCACUUGCCUCCCCACCAGCCCAAACCCCUCCACCCACACAGCUCUCAUCACCAUCACCACCAUCCCCAUGCUCAUCACGGCCAGCACGGGCAAGGCCCGGCACGGCCACGCCCUCGCAUCUACUCGCCCUCACACAGCGGCGCCUCCACGCAGGACUCCAUGGAGGUGUCGCAUGGCCACCUGUCCAUGACCUCGCUGUCUUCCUCGGCCUCGUCCUCAUCUACGUCCUCGUCGUCUACAGGCAACCACCACCAUCACCACCCCCAUCAGGCCUAUCAGAGUCGCCCGCUGCCACUGGGCCUAGGCUACGGGCAUGCCUUUUCCAACCCACGCCAGGAAACGGGCACGGCCGGACACGCCGCAUACCCACUCACUACGAACUCGGGCUACAUAGCCGAGACUCAUAUGGGCCUGCGCCAGGGCCUGGACCGUGAGGACUCGCCCAUGGCUGGAGUAUGCGUGCAGCAGAGCUCUGUGGCCAGCUCCUGACUACACUGAGAGGACAGCCCACCCCCAGCCCCCACCCCCUGCCCCGUGUGUGUGGUUUUUAUUAAAAAAAAAAAAAGAAAAAGAAAAAGAAAGAAAAGGGAAAAAAAAGCUUUUUUUUUUUUUUUUUUUUUUUUUUUUUUUUUUUUUUUUUUUUUGGAAAAAGUGCAUAGAGAUUAAAAAGCUGCUGUAAAAGAGAAGGGAGAUGACGACUGACGCCGCAUGUGCGUGCAAAACUCCUCUCUGCUCACUUGCUGGAGGCCUCUGUUUCAGUCAGUUACCGUGGUUUUUUUUUUUUGUUUGUUUUUGUUGUUUUUUUGUUUUUGGCUUGGAACGUGUUGGUUUUUUUUUUUUUUUCAACCGAAUUUCAUUUUAUUGUUAAAAAAUGAUAGUCAUACAUUUUACUCCUUUUCACUCAGCUCUGUUUGAAUUGAGUAUUAACAUAUGCACCUUCCUGCCAGCCAUGAAAUUAGGUUUCUAUUUACGGUCUGGGAGAAGGACGUUUCUCUGCCUGUAUUCACCAGAAAUGCAGUGUGUUUUAAAAGCUAACAAACAAAAAAAAUCUUCAACGGUUAUCUUUCAACUGCCAUUUUUUUAUGUUUCCUUUUUUCAACAGGCUUGUUUGUUUGGUUUUUAUUUUGUGUUCUUCUUCAUGUGCAAUUCUCUGAUUUGAAUUUAGCAGAGCAGCAGCACUAGAGAGAGCAGGCAUGCUGUGUAGAGGGUGCAGUCUUGCGAGUGUCUCCUUUACAAGGCAGAGUAUGGGGGUGUCUCUCCCAUAGAGGGUGCAGUUUUGCGGCUCGCUCCCGGGGCUGUGUGUGUCCCAGAGCAGCAGUGUUUGCUGGCGAUUCUGUUUGGUGAGGAGCUCUAGAGUGGGCAGUGGAGCGGGCAGGAGCCUGAUACUGGGCAGCGGUGGACAGCACGUUUGAAAAAUGGCCUUAUCACGCACUGAAUGAAGAGAAGCUGGACAUUUACCCUUAAACUGGGGGGGAAAUAGCUUUCCUGUAUUUUUUAAAAUCCGGAAUACACGUAAGUCUUUACACAUGAUAAAUAGGAAACAGAGUAUGAGAGUGGUUAUUUGAGGCCUUCCUUAUCUAGAAAUCUACUAUUUGGGAGUAAUUUUUAAUUUUCUUUCUUUUUUUUUUUUCUUUUUUUUUUUUUGCUGGCCUUGUGAAUUCACAUAAGUAGUAUUGCAAGUUGAAAGGAAACAGCUAUUACCGUGUCCCCUACUGUUUUUUUUUUUUGUUUUUUUUGUUGUUUUUGUUUUGUUUUUUUGCUUUUUUCCCCCCUUCUUGCUUUCUCUUCUUUGCUUCAUUUUCAUUUUAUUGUUUUUCAGCAUGUAAUUUUCUUUGGAGCCUCUACACAUUUUUUUUUUCUUUUUUUUCCUUCUUCCCCUCAACCCCUGAAAUCUUAACAUGCAGACGUUUGUGUGACUGCUUAUUUUGCCUCACAAUUAUGCUGUGAAUUUUAGGAGAGUUUAUUUUCCCUUUUGAUAAUUUAUUGUACCAAAGCAGUUUUUUUUAUAGCACAUAGAUGUCUGUAACCAAUAAUGUAGCAGUUGUGCACUUUGAAACAAGGUGUAUCAGAUUUUUUUUUUUAAAUGUCAGUAAAAUGGCUGUAUCUAUUGCUUUAUUGAAACUGGAACUGUUGUUAAUGCGGCAUAUUUACUGACAGCUGGAUCCCGAACAGUAUCCUUUUUUUCCCCUCUUUUUUUUCUUUUUGAAACGGGAAAACAGCGUAAAACAACUGAAACACAACUCUUGUGUUGUAGAUUUUAGUUUUGCUUCAUUCUAUGAGGUGGAGGGAGGGUCGAUACCCGUGCCGUUGGCUGCUCUGCGGGUUCCAGAGCUCCAGGGUGGCCACUGAGCAACUCGACGUGAGGACAAGGAGAAGCGGUGCGCUGCGUAAUCCAGUUAGACGCCUAUUUCUGAGGUGCCUCGUUAUCUGGGUUCCACUGCCUUAAGUGUACAGCACCGUGCUCUCAUGAACAAACUGUGCAGAAUGUGCACCGAGCAAAAUGUGCAGCCCCUGCCUGCUCAGCAAGCGUGAUGUUCGAGUUCAGUUUCAACCUUCACAAGCUCAGAUGUGAGUUUUUUCCAGCCUGGGCUCUUGGUGGCUCAGGAGCUGGGGUUGAUGUGUGAGCACAGCCAGGUCUACUAAAGUCGUCUCCCUGUCGCUUUUUCUUUUUCUUUUUCACACUUUCGCUGAAGGUAUCUUCAUACCCCGUCCUGCUUUCACGCUCCCUCUCUUGCUCUCUUCACGUGAGUGUGAUUGAUGCCUAUAAAUACAAGGUAAAUGGUCCUAUAGGGUUCUUGUUCUUGGCCAGCAGCAAAGGACAGCUAAUGGGAGGAGUCCAUGAAAAACCCAGGCUUCAGGUGUUUACUUUGUGACCCCAUUUUAAUAGCUGAAAUAGAAUUUAUGUACAUAUUUAUAUUUUUUUAAAUAAAGGAAGUUUAGAACUCACUACUUUUUUCCUAAUGGUAUUUUGAGUACAUUUAAGUCAGCUUGGUGACCAUGCAGUGGAACUCUGUGGUAGUCAAAUGGGUAUCAGUGCUUCCAGCCCAAAGUAGUUGACAAUACCAGUACAAAUGCAAAACUCUAGGGUUUCAAUCUAACAGGAGAGUAGAUCUUCAUACCUUAAAUAUAAUAGACAGGGUAUAGUGUGUGGAUGUGUGUCUACAAAUCCGAAUGACGGCAGUGUUUUCAUAUAUUCGUAUACAUAAGAGAUUAUGUAUGCCUAGUACAGGAGAUAUUUUUGUUGUGUUAAUUUGGCACAUGCUUCAAUAAAUGGGUCCAUGUGAAAACUGAAUGUAGGCUAUUGCUGGAGGUGCAUGUAGCAAAGUGCACAGCGGUCGUUUUUCAACAGUCUGAACCGCACAUCCUCGAUUUAAAAACAUCGGCUCUUCACUCCGAGUCCCAUAACUGCGACUACUACCCCAGGACGAGCGCAAAGCCACACUGCGGCUUUCCCCUCCCUGCCCCGAUUCCUGGCCCCCUCUGGCCUCCACGCCCACUUUAGAGUCUCCACUUCUCCUCCCUUUGGUUCCAGGACAUCUGGUGUGCACUGCAGAGCUGAACAGCAUGACGGAAGGAUAAGUACCUUUUAUCCACAGAUUGUACGAUCAGGACUUUCUGUGUAAAGUAAAAUGUUACUGAGAGGCAAAAAUGGACAAACCCUUUGUACUAUAUUCAAGCGGUCUUAUGUAUGACAUAAAAAAGUUGCUUAACUUUU
Ictalurus punctatus (channel catfish) is the source of this 6352-nucleotide messenger RNA. It is a transcript of the gene dyrk1aa, whose product is annotated as dual-specificity tyrosine-(Y)-phosphorylation regulated kinase 1A, a. The record is from RefSeq and is a predicted model, not a curated record. The coding region runs from base 877 to 3126 and encodes 749 amino acids. Gene Ontology annotation, molecular function: transcription coactivator activity; protein serine/threonine kinase activity; ATP binding. The transcript is spliced from 13 exons. Gene Ontology annotation, biological process: peptidyl-threonine phosphorylation; protein autophosphorylation; peptidyl-serine phosphorylation. Lineage: Eukaryota; Metazoa; Chordata; Actinopteri; Siluriformes; Ictaluridae. Gene Ontology annotation, cellular component: nucleus.